Candidozyma auris is the source of this 360-nucleotide messenger RNA. RefSeq names its product Pga1p (gene PGA1). Bases 1 to 360 code for a protein of 119 amino acids. The transcript has a single exon. Lineage: Eukaryota; Fungi; Ascomycota; Pichiomycetes; Serinales; Metschnikowiaceae. The record is from RefSeq and is a predicted model, not a curated record. Gene Ontology annotation, biological process: fungal-type cell wall organization.
AUGAACUUCCUUUAUCUUCUAGCUUUGGUUUCGAUGGUUACAGCCUUCAACUUAAAUGACUUCCUCCAUAGACGUGACGAAACAACCUCCAAGUCGUCCACUUUCGUUUACAUCACUGUUACCACGGGAGGACGCGUUAUCACCACGUCUUCCGCAUAUCAGCAGUCGUUCAAAACAACUUAUACUGAUACCACGGCAUCUGUGCCCGCUGGUAGUGCUGGGUUGGGCCUGAAAACGGGCAAUGUCGGUGCAGUGAAGUCGUACGAGCAGACGACCAUAAGCAACGCUGGCCCUGGAGGUUGGGGUUCAUAUGCUGGCAUUGUCGGCUGGGCCGCCAUUGCCCUUGGCUACUUGCUCUGA